CGAACAUAAUGAAUCUUCAAAUAUAUCGAUAGCAUAUCAACAACCCUACAUUCCGCAGGCAUGAAAAAUCUAAAAGUUAAAGUAAUUUGUUUAUUGUAAAAGAGUGCUAGACACGAUUCGCGAAAAAUUGGCUACAGUUCAAACGAUUUGUCAAACUCAAAAGCAGCAGCCAGCACAUCGAGUUCCCUUUCCAAGUUUAGACUGCAAUGUGCAGCUGCAGUGUAAAUGUUCGAGAUGUCCCGGCUCGCUGAUUACUUUGUAAUUGUUGGCUACGAUAACGACAAAGAAAAAACUGCCGGCAAUGUUAGCGGUCAGCCAAUAUGCGGCAAAAUUGUGCAACGUUUCCCAGAGAAAGAUUGGCCCGACACACCCUUUAUUGAGGGCAUCGAAUGGUUCUGUCAACCACUCGGCUGGAAUUUAUCGUAUGAGAAACAAGAACCCAAAUUUUUCAUCUCUGUGCUCACGGACAUUGAUGCCAACAAGCAUUAUUGCGCCUGUCUGAGCUUCCAUGAAACGCUUGCCAUCACCCAGACGCGCAGCGUGGACGAUGAAGAUGAGACCAUAGCGAACAACAGCAGAGCAGGGCCUCCAGUCUCCACGGCUGUAGAGCCCAUAACCCACCAUAGCAUUAUGUAUGCACCAAAGUGUUUGGUGCUCAUCUCCCGCUUGGAUUGUGCAGACACGUUUAAGAACUGUCUGGGCACCAUUUAUACGGUGUAUAUUGAAAACUUGCCAUAUGCCAUGGAAAAUCUGAUUGGCAACAUACUCGGAUGCAUUCAAGUGCCACCCGCUGGCGGGCCGCAAGUUCGCUUCUCCAUCGGUGCCGGGGAUAAGCAAUCGCUGCAGCCUCCUCAGAGCUCCUCACUCCCCAUCACGGGGAACGGUGUUAACUUUCUGUUCAAACAGCUGGGCAUUAAGAAUGUUCUCAUUCUGCUGUGUGCCGUGAUGACCGAAAACAAAAUACUCUUUCACUCCAAGUGCUACUGGCACUUGACGGACAGCUGUCGUGCUUUGGUUGCACUCAUGUAUCCAUUUCGAUACACACAUGUUUACAUACCGAUUCUGCCAGCGCCUCUCACCGAGGUGCUGUCCACGCCUACCCCAUUCAUAAUGGGCAUACACAGUUCAUUGCAAACGGAAAUUACCGAUUUACUCGAUGUAAUUGUUGUGGAUUUGGAUGGCGGAUUGGUUACCAUACCAGAUGCUUUAACACCACCAGUGCCCAUCUUUCCAUCACCUUUGUGGGAGCAAACGCAAGAGCUACUUGGAAUGAUAUUAUUUCCCAAUUUGGCGCAAGCGGAUCUCGCAUUUCCCAACAACGAGCGCCCAACUGCAACACUAGCUAAAACCGAGGCACAAAUUGACAAGGAGUUGCGUGCUAUAUUUAUGCGUCUCUUCGCACAAUUGCUGCAGGGCUAUCGUUCUUGUUUGACCAUUAUACGCAUUCAUCCCAAGACGGUCAUCACUUUUCACAAAGCUGGUUUUCUGGGUGCACGUGAUCUCAUCGAAAGCGAGUUUCUGUUUCGCGUAUUAGACAGCAUGUUCUUUACAACGUUUGUUAACGAGCGCGGGCCGCCAUGGCGAGCAUCUGAUGCUUGGGAUGAAUUAUAUAGCUCAAUGAAUGAGUUGCUCAAAUCGGAAGCACAGAAUAAGAAUCUCAUACUCACACAUAUCCAGGAGCUGGGUCGCAUUCUAUACGAGAACGAAGCAUCUAAUGCUCACGUCACAUAUGCGCAGAAAGUGCUUCGACCACCCGAAGGUGCUUUCCAACGCAUCCAUCAGCCCGCUUUUCCGCGCAUUAGUAGCGAUAAGGUAGAGCUCAUUAUUCAGGAUGGCAUUCGCAAGAACGGGCAAUCGCAGCGUUUUCAUGUCACACGCAAUCAGCAUCGCAUCAUACCCAUGGGACCAAGGCUACCGGAGGCGCUAGACGUGCGUCCCACUACAGUGCAUAAUUCGGCACGACGACUGGAGGUGUUGCGCACCUGUGUGUCGUACAUUUUUGAGAAUCGCAUUGCCGAUGCAAGAAAAUUGCUGCCGGCUGUAAUGCGAACACUAAAGGAUAGGGAUGCUCGACUCAUUUUGUGCCGUGAACUAUUUGGUUAUGUGCAUGGCAAUAAGGCGGUGCUAGAUCAUCAGCAAUUUGAUCUGGUCGUGCGUUUUAUGAACAAAGCACUGCAGAACUCGUCAGGAGUGGAUGAGUACACAGUGGCAGCCGCUCUGUUGCCUAUGUCCACAAUAUUCUGCAGAAAGCUAUCGAUGGGUGUAGUGCAAUUUGCCUACACUGAGAUACAGGAUCAUGUUAUUUGGAAAAAUUUACAGUUCUGGGAGUCAACGUUCUUUCAAGAUGUUCAGGCACAAAUUAAGUCACUUUACUUGCUACAACGCCGACAAAAUGAGAACAACAAGGAGGCAAAUUGUGUGCUGGAUGAGGUGCCGCUCGAGGAACCAACUGCAUUAGAAAUUACCGCCGAGCAGUUACGCAAGAGUCCAGCCAUUGAGGAGGAGAAAAAGUCUGAGCUGGCAAAGUCGGAGGAAUCGACGCUCUAUAGCCAGGCCAUACACUUUGCUAAUCGCAUGGUCUCCCUGCUGAUACCGCUCGAUGUCAAUGUGGAUGCGGCCAGCAAACCAAAACUCGCCUUUAGGCUUGAAGAAAACCAGAGUGUUUCCAAUAGUAUUAUGGGCUCACAUAGCCUGAGUGAACAUUCCGAUGAGGGCUUUGAGGAGAAUGAUGCUCUAGAGAUAGGUGUUACGGUGGGCAAGACCAUUUCGCGCUUUAUCGAUUGUGUUUGCACGGAGGGCGGUGUUACUUCGGAGCACAUUCGCAAUCUACACGAUAUGGUGCCAGGUGUUGUGCAUAUGCACAUCGAGUCGCUAGAGCCAGUAUAUCAGGAGGCCAAACGGCAUCCACAUGUGCAAAAACCGAAGAUUCAAACGCCUUGUUUGCUACCUGGCGAAGAGUUGGCAACAGAUCAUUUGCGUUGCUUUCUGAUGCCGGAUGGCCGUGAAGAUGAUACCCAGUGCUUAAUUCCAGCCGAAGGUGCGUUGUUUUUGACCAACUAUCGCAUUGUCUUCAAGGGUUCACCUUGUGAUCCGCUCUUUUGCGAGCAAACGAUAGUGCGAGCUUUUCCCAUUGCUUCGCUACUAAAGGAGAAGAAAAUAUCGAUGCUGUACCUCGCUCAUUUGGAUCAAACUCUGCCGGAGGGAUUGCAGCUGCGCUCAAGCUGCUUUCAGUUGCUCAAGAUUGCCUUUGACACGGAGGUGACACUAGAACAAAUCGAGGCUCUGCGUAAAACGCUUAGUAAAGCGCGACAUCCGUUCGAUGAAUUUGAGUAUUUCGCCUUUCAGUCGUAUGGCACCAUGCUCCAAGGUGUCGUGCCGCUGAAGACCAAGGAAAAGUACUCGACGCUCAAAGGAUUUGCAAAGAAGACGCUACUGCGCACUGCCAAGAAAGCGGGUUUCAAGCAAAAGGUGCAGACAAAACGCAAAUUAGUGCCGGAAUAUGAGUUGGGAGGCGGCGGAGGGAGUGCCGAUGCAUUGGAAACUCAUUCUAUGGACGACGAGCUCGAGGAUGGGGAUGAGUUUGAGAUACAACAGAGCGAGGCCGCCACGCAACGCCUCUUAACGAGCAAGGAUAUUGAAAGAAUGCGUGAGCGAAGUUAUGUGCGCGAUUGGAAACGCUUGGGUUUUGAUGCGGAUGGACAACGUGGUUUUCGCAUUAGCAAUGCCAAUGCAAAUUAUGCUACAUGCCGUACAUACCCGGCUAUAAUUGUGGCACCAGUGCAAUGCAGCGAUACUGCAAUGACGCAUUUGGGACGGUAUUUCAAGGGUCAACGCAUACCAUUGCCCACUUGGCGACAUGCGAAUGGAUCAUUGCUCAUACGUGGUGCCCAACCAAAUAGUAAAUCCGUUAUUGGCAUGAUCAAGAACACAACGGGAGCGAAUACUAUAUCGCACCAUGAUGUCACUCAUUAUCCGGAGCAGGACAAGUAUUUUAUGGCAUUGAUCAAUACAAUGCCAAAACUAACGCCUCUGGAUCAGUACACGGGCUUGAAUCUCUCAAUGAGCUCGCUGCUAGGUCAUGGUGCGGUCGGAGACGAUCAUCAAUCUCUAACACCAGAGCUAAUGCGUAAGCAAAGGACCAAUCUAAAUGUACCCGAUUGCAGCAAAUCGAACGCUGCUGGCGGCAAAGGAGGCACUAUGAAGGGAAAUGCAAGCAAUACAUCCGCACAUGCCUUCCGCAAAAUGCGACUCUAUGCGUUGGGUGAAAAAUCACAGGCCAAAUCGAAUUUGAAUGGAGACUUCUGUGCAGAUUUUAUACCCGUUGACUAUCCAGACAUUCGGCAAUCCCGUUCGGCGUUCAAGAAACUGAUGCGCGCCUGCAUGCCAUCACAUAAUGCGAAUGAUGCAGAUGGCCAGAGCUUCGCCAAAAUGGUGGAACAAUCUGAUUGGUUGCAGCAAGUCUCAACACUUUUGCAACUAUCCGGCGCCGUUGUCGAUCUAAUUGAUUUGCAGGAGAGCAGCGUAAUGUUGUCACUAGAAGAUGGCUCUGAUGUGACCGCACAACUCUCGGCCAUAGCCCAACUUUGCCUGGAUCCGUACUAUCGCACACUGGACGGCUUUCGAGUGCUUAUCGAAAAGGAGUGGCUGGCAUUCGGACAUAGAUUCGCACAUCGUAGCAAUCUGAAACCAUCUCAUGCCAGCACAAACAUUGCAUUUGCGCCCACAUUUCUGCAGUUUCUGGACGUCGUGUAUCAGCUGCAAAGGCAAUUCCCUAUGGCGUUCGAAUUCAAUGAUUUCUACUUGCGUUUCCUUGCCUACCAUGUGGUAUCCUGUCGUUUUCGCACUUUUCUAUUCGAUUGCGAGCUGGAGCGUUAUGAUUCGGGUAUUGCGUCCAUGGAGGAUAAACGCGGUUCUAUGAGUGCCAAGCACUUGUUUGGAGGAGGUGUAGCCAAUGGCUCUGAUGAUGAAUGCAAUGUUUAUCCCCUUGAUAUACGUAGUCCACGCACACCAACCCUAAAUCGCAUUGGCCAUUCCAUAUUUGACUACAUUGAGCGACAACACAACAAGUCGCCAAUCUUCUACAACUUCCUGUACUCCUCUGACAAAGACGUAGUGCUACGUCCGCAGAAUAGCGUGGCCGCUUUAGACUUGUGGACCUUCUAUACGAAUGAGGAACUGGCCCAAGGACCACCCUACGAUCUGGAAGUCACCAAUGUGGACGACGAAAUCGAUCUUUCGGAAAUUAAGGGCAAACGCAUGGUAAUCAGCGCUGGAUAUGAUAACAUUGAGAAAUGUAAUCCCAAUGCUUAUGUGUGCUUGCUGAGCGAAGUGAAGCAGGCGGAAACGGAACGCGGAUAUUUGCCACAAAAAUGGCAGCAGGUGUGGAACAAUUUGGUGGUUCCAGCUGUGGAGCCAAUGUCGCGCAAGACCUCGCUUAAUAGCAUGCUAGUACAUACACAACAACUCAAACGCUCCACUUUAGAGAUAAUUAUCAAGGGACGUCUGGCUGGAUAUCAAGAUAAGUUCUUCCAUCCACAUCGCUUUGAGAAGCACCCAUAUACAACACCCACCAAUUGCAAUCAUUGCACGAAACUGCUUUGGGGACCUGUCGGCUAUCGUUGUAUGGAUUGUGGCAAUUCAUAUCACGAAAAGUGCACCGAGCUUUCGAUGAAGAAUUGCACAAAAUACAAGGCCAUAGAUGGUACUGUUGGUCCGUCAAAUGUGAAUAUGUCGCAGGGUGACACGGCCAGCAUUGCCUCCAGUGCGGCGACUACGGCACGGACCUCCAGCCAUCAUUUCUACAAUCAAUUCAGUAGCAAUGUUGCCGAGAAUCGCACACACGAAGGACAUCUCUAUAAGCGUGGUGCUCUACUCAAAGGAUGGAAGCAACGUUGGUUUGUUCUCGAUUCUAUUAAGCAUCAGUUGCGCUACUACGAUACCGCCGAUGACACAGCGCCUAAAGGCAUUAUAGAGCUGGCCGAGGUUCAGUCUGUGAGCGCUGCACAACCCGCACAAAUUGGCACAAAAGGCGUCGAUGAUAAAGGAUUCUUUGACCUUAAAACAUCUAAGCGAACGUAUAACUUUUAUGCAAUGAACGCAAAUCUGGCACAGGAGUGGACUGAAAAACUACAAGCCUGUCUGCAGUAGAUUAAACAGCCACAAUCACAAGCUCGACCACAGCCUCAGCAACAAAUACCAAUUGUUAUUAAGCCUAGCACUCACCUUAGUACUAUUCUUCUGCCGUGGCUUCAGCAUAGAAAUUUGUUCUGUGCACUCUUUGCUUCCUGCUCCUUAGAUAUAUAUACAUAUAUAUUUAUGCCGAAUAUUCUGUUUUGUUUUAGGACAAUCCAUUACCGUUAUUAUUAACAUUUGUUUGUGUAAAUGUGAGAGAGAGAGAGAGAGAGAGAAUUUAUUUGUGAACUCGCGUAUUACUCUGGAUCUGUAGCUCUGAGUGUAUUAUUUAUAACAAAAACAUUUUUUACAUAUAUAAGUUGAUUUAGUGUGAAAACGUUGUUUAUUAACACUCGCAUAAUGCAUAAAUUACUUGAAUAUUUAGCAACAAUUAACGUAAGCGACAAAAGCUAAGAAACAAAAAUUAACUAAACACAAAAUAGUAUAAAAGUAAAUGUGCAUAUAAAGAGGGAAUCUACAUUAUGUGAUUAUGCGAUAAAUAAUAAUAAGCACAUGAAUGAUGAUCAAAUGAAAAAGAAAAUAACUAGAGAAAAGGAAGCCACGAUAGCAACUUUUUAUACAUUAUUUAUAUAUAUAUAUAUAUAUAUGUCUGUGCAUAUGACAUAUGUGUCUAUUUAUGGAAACAUACAUACUUAUAUAGUAAAAAUACAAAAAUACCAAAGAUAAUUCCACCUUUGUUGCGCAAUAAAAA
Drosophila sulfurigaster albostrigata is the source of this 6883-nucleotide messenger RNA. RefSeq names its product myotubularin-related protein 13 (gene Sbf). The coding region runs from base 226 to 6147 and encodes 1973 amino acids. Lineage: Eukaryota; Metazoa; Arthropoda; Insecta; Diptera; Drosophilidae. The transcript has 11 exons. The record is from RefSeq and is a predicted model, not a curated record.